Messenger RNA from Molossus molossus (Pallas's mastiff bat), 2472 nucleotides. RefSeq names its product protocadherin gamma-A3-like. Gene Ontology annotation, cellular component: plasma membrane. Gene Ontology annotation, molecular function: calcium ion binding. The transcript has a single exon. The record is from RefSeq and is a predicted model, not a curated record. Gene Ontology annotation, biological process: homophilic cell-cell adhesion. The coding region runs from base 16 to 2472 and encodes 818 amino acids. NCBI's taxonomy places the organism in Eukaryota, Metazoa, Chordata, Mammalia, Chiroptera, Molossidae.
UUCACCAAAAGGGAAAUGACCAGUUAUCUGAUCAGAAACGGUGGAGUACUGGCCCUGCUGUGCACGCUCCUGGGGACGCUGUGCAAGACUGGAUCCGGGCAGAUCCGCUACUCAGUGCUGGAGGAGUUGGACAAAGGCUCCUUCGUGGGCAACAUCUCCAAGGACCUAGGGCUGAGGCCCCCGGAGCUGGCAGAGCGCGGAGUCCGCAUCGUCUCCAGAGGUAGGACGCAGCUCUUUGCUCUGAACCUGCGAAGCGGCAGCUUGGUCACCGCGGGCAGGAUAGAUCGGGAGGAGCUCUGCGCUCAAAGUACGCGGUGUCUAGUAAAAUUUAACAUCCUGGUUGAAGACAAACUGAACAUUUUUGAAGUAGAAAUAGAAAUUAAAGACAUUAAUGAUAAUGCUCCUGAUUUUCUAACGGAGGAAUUGGAAAUAAAAAUUGGUGAACUAACGGCUCCAGGAACUCGAUUUCCACUUAAGAGUGCAUUUGAUCCUGAUGUGGGCAUAAACUCUCUGCAAAACUACCAGCUCAGCCCCAACGACUACUUCUCCCUGGCUGUGAAGAUUGUAUCUGUUGGGGCCAAGUACCCAGAGCUGGUGCUGGAGCGGGCUUUGGACCGCGAGGAAAAGGAAGUUCACCAGCUUGUCCUCAUUGCUUCUGAUGGUGGGGACCCUGUUCACUCUGGCACCUUGUGCAUCCAAGUGAUAGUUCUGGAUGCAAAUGACAACCCGCCAGUAUUUACUCAGUCUGAGUAUCAAGUGAGUGUGCAGGAGAACUUCCCAGUGGGCACCAGACUGCUCACCGUGAAUGCCACGGACCCUGACGAAGGAUUCAACGCUCAAGUGUCCUACAUGCUAGAUAAAAUGCCUGGGAAAAUAGCUGAGAUCUUUUAUCUCAACUCGGUGACUGGCGAUAUAUCCAUAUUAAAAAGUCUAGAUUAUGAGGAUGCUAGGUUCUAUGAAAUUAAAAUUGAAGCACAAGAUGGACCAGGUCUCCUCUCAAAAGCUAAAAUUGUAGUCACAGUUCUGGAUGUGAAUGACAACGCCCCAGAAAUUACAAUCACUUCUUUCACAGGAUCAGUCACAGAAGAGACUGCCGCAGGAAGAGAAGUUGCCCUGGUCAAUGUGCAUGACCAGGAUUCUGGGAAAAAUGGGCAAGUCACAGUUUUUGUCCUGGGAAAUAUGCCAUUUAAUUUGGAAAAAUCAAUAGACCAAUAUUACCGCUUAGUGACAGCCAGAUCCCUGGACCGGGAACAGAUUUCUGAAUAUAACAUAACCCUGAGAGCAACAGAUGGAGGAAGUCCACCGCUAUCUACAGACACUCACAUCAUCCUGCACGUGGCAGACAUCAAUGACAACCCACCAACCUUCACUCAUGCCUUCUACUCUGCUUAUGUUCUGGAAAACAACCCCAGAGGAGCCUCCAUCUCCUCUGUUACCGCCCAGGACCCUGACAGUAUGGAGAAUGCCCAAAUCACUUAUGCAGUGACUGAAGAUACUAUCCAGGGAGCACCUCUCUCCAGUUAUAUCUCCAUCAACUCUGACACGGGAGUCCUGUAUGCUCUUCGAUCCUUGGACUAUGAGCAGCUUAGAGACCUGAAGCUACUGGUGACAGCUAGUGACAGCGGGGACCCUCCUCUCAGCAGCAACGUGUCUCUAAGCCUGUUUGUGCUGGACCAGAAUGACAAUGCGCCAGAGAUCCUCUACCCCACCCUCCCCACAGACGGUUCCACUGGAGUGGAACUGGCACCCCGCUCUGCAGAACCCGGCUACCUGGUGACCAAGGUCGUGGCAGUGGACAGAGACUCCGGCCAGAAUGCCUGGCUGUCCUAUCGCCUGCUCAAGGCCAGCGAGCCAGGGCUUUUUGUGGUGGGGCUGCACACGGGUGAGGUGCGCACUGUGAGAGCCCUGCUAGACAGAGAUGCGCUCAAGCAGAGCCUGGUGGUGGUGGUCCAGGACCACGGACAGCCACCUCUCUCAGCCACCGUCACGCUCACUGUGGCUGUGGCUGACAGCAUCCCAGAUGUGUUGGCUGACUUGAGCAGUCUUGAGAUCUCGUCAACCCCAGAGGCUUCGGAUCUCACGUUGUACCUGGUGGUGGCUGUGGCCUCGGUGUCCUGCCUCUUCCUUGCCUUUGUCAUUGUGUUGCUGGCACUGAGACUGCGGCGCUGGCACACAUCACGUCUGCUCCAGGCUUCAGGAGGGGGAUUGGCAGGAGUGCCCACAUCGCACUUUGUGGGCGUGGAUGGGGUGCGAGCUUUCCUGCAGACCUAUUCCCAUGAAGUCUCCCUCACCGCUGAUUCGAGGAAGAGUCAUCUGAUCUUCCCGCAACCCAACUACGCAGACACACUCAUCAGCCAGGAGAGCUGUGAGAAAAGCGAACCUCUCCUGGUAGCUCAAGACUUUCUCGAAGCAAAAGGAGACACCAAGCUACUUCAGGUGAGUUUAUCUGUUUGUUCUUUUUUAAUAGUAUAA